Messenger RNA from Leucoraja erinaceus (little skate), 441 nucleotides. RefSeq names its product interferon alpha-2-like. The coding region runs from base 1 to 441 and encodes 146 amino acids. The transcript has 2 exons. Gene Ontology annotation, biological process: defense response. The record is from RefSeq and is a predicted model, not a curated record. Gene Ontology annotation, molecular function: cytokine receptor binding. NCBI's taxonomy places the organism in Eukaryota, Metazoa, Chordata, Chondrichthyes, Rajiformes, Rajidae. Gene Ontology annotation, cellular component: extracellular region.
AUGCAUAUUCCACUGACCGCUGUUGGAUUUGGAAAUGAGUGUGAUAUUGUCCCCUCCCGGCCGUUCUCACGGGUCCAUGAUAUCGCUUUGUGUUGUGUGCAGGCCCCGGACACAGUCCGUGUUGUCUACCAAGUGUUGCGUCAAUUCAGCAAGAUCUACAGCAUGAACCUGGCCUCGGUCACAUGGCCCCGGGACAAGGUGGAGCAUCUCAGGCUUCUCCUGGCUGGGCAGAUCAGAGAGCUGGAAAACUGUGUGAGGAACACAGGCUCCGAGACCCGGCCACGGAGAAGCGCCGCGGUUCACAACUACUUCAGGAAACUCGGCAAGUUUCUUAAACGGAAGAGAUUCAGCGCGUGCGCCUGGGAAAUAACGCGCGCCGAGACCAGGGCGUGUUUACAACAAUUGCCUCUAGUAAUGACAAGAAUCAACGAGACGAACUGA